Molecule: messenger RNA, 1686 nt
Organism: Pseudomyrmex gracilis
Lineage: Eukaryota; Metazoa; Arthropoda; Insecta; Hymenoptera; Formicidae
Gene: BckdhB
Product: 2-oxoisovalerate dehydrogenase subunit beta, mitochondrial
Exons: 8
Coding region: 486-1607 (373 amino acids)
Biological process (GO): response to nutrient; branched-chain amino acid catabolic process
Molecular function (GO): catalytic activity
Source: RefSeq, a predicted model, not a curated record
AUUCAACACUUUUGCGGGGAUGAAAGACGGAAAUUGCAUUGAAAAUCGUAUCAUCCGCGACAUGGUGGUGACGUUGCGAUUAUCGAAAACUAUGCGACGAAAAUUCAUGACUACGAGGUGAGCUCGUGUGUGUACGCACCAACACACACAAACAAUGUAUCUGAUAAGAACUACUGAGGUCAGCGAGUUAUCUCGUAAGGUUCUCGCUUCUCCCACACACUCCGGGUGUGGAUCCAUAGAUCACUAGCCAGCAUAUUUUGGAACGCAGCUAAAAAAGUCAGUUUCCAUUUUGAUGCAACGUUCAACGCUCCCCUCCCAAGCAAAGUGUUUGAUCAUGCCGCGACAACGCUGUUUGCGAAAUUCUAAUUGAAAGAUCGUUCUGGAUUAUUUACGCGGCUCAUUGUGUGCAAAUCAGGAACAAGACCUCUGUGUUAUACGUCGUAUACGUAGCAGAAUAUAAACUUUUCACGUUCGAGCGAGAAACGAUGCUCGGUAAGUUGAGCGCGCGGCUACGAUACGCCGGAAAAAGACUGUUUUUGAACUGCAACGCGACUUCCGCCGAUUUCAAACACGUCCGACUGAUCCACUUCACGUAUUUUCCGAGCAACGGGCGAAAUGUCGUCGGUGAAACUCAAAAGUUGAACAUGUAUCAAGCUAUAAAUCAUGGACUUGCUCUGGCUUUGGAAAACGAUCCACGCACAGUCAUAUUUGGCGAGGACGUGGCUUUCGGAGGUGUUUUCCGUUGCACGAUGGACCUGAAGAACCGUUUCGGCGCCGCGCGCGUUUUCAACACGCCUCUCUGCGAACAGGGUAUCGUCGGCUUCGGAAUCGGCCUGGCCAACAUGGGAGUAACGGCGAUUGCCGAAAUACAAUUCGCUGAUUACAUUUUCCCCGCUUUUGACCAGUUGGUAAACGAAGCGGCCAAGAUGAGAUACCGUAGCGGCGGCAUGUUUGACUGCGGCAAACUUACGGUUCGCGCACCCUGCGGAGCUGUCGGCCACGGCGGUCUUUAUCACUCACAAAGCCCGGAAGCUUACUUCGCGCACACACCUGGUUUGAAGAUCGUCGUGCCGCGCGGAGCGACGCACGCCAAGGGUUUGCUGCUGAGCUGCAUAGACGAGCCAGAUCCCUGUAUCAUGUUCGAGCCGAAAGUGCUUUAUCGCACGGCAAUUGACGAGGUGCCCUUGGAGCGCUACAAGAUCGAAAUCGGCAAAGCUGAGAUUGUGAGGGAAGGUGACGCGGUGACGCUCGUCGGCUGGGGCACUCAGGUGCACGUACUGCUGGAGGUGGCCGAUCUAGUCCGGGAGCAGCUCGACGUAUCCUGCGAGGUGAUAGACCUCAUUUCCAUCCUACCUUGGGACGCGGAACUCGUGUGCGAGUCGGCGAGGAAAACCGGACGCCUUGUUAUCGCCCACGAAGCGCCGAUGACGAACGGAUUUGGGGCGGAAAUAGCGGCGACCGUGCAGGCGGAGUGUUUCCUGCACUUGGAGGCGCCGGUUCGACGAGUCACCGGAUGGGACUGCCCGUUCCCGCACAUCUUCGAGCAGUUUUACCUGCCGGACAAGUGGCGUUGCUUCGCGGCCGUUCGGGAUAUUCUCAACUACUGAGAGUCAGCAGACAACAGAAACAAUUUUACAUUUCUGACUGUUUUUCUUCAUUGAUCAAUAAAAACAAAAACAAAAGAAA